CAGAGAAAGAAAGACAGAAGAGUCGUUACACCGUAAUCCUAUCCCUUCCACCUUCCAGAUUUUAUCGGUCGUUACCAUUGUGUGGAUACUCUGUGACCACGCUACUCCUAUUGAUUUUUUUCUCCUCUCUCUCCCUCUCUCUCUCUCCCUCUCUCUGUCUUCUUAUCUCCUACUUCUCACGUCCCAUCGAUAUUUUAUUCUGAGAGCGAAUCAUCGUCCCGCGGAUCUUUGAAAGCCAAGACCGACCGUCUGCGAGCAUUCCGACACACCACGUGGGAGGGCUUCGAUAUUCGAAUCAUUGUGCAAUUCAUCGGAGAUCUAGGCUCGGCAUACGUCUAGUCCUGCAAGGAUGGGCCAGUCGCAUUCAAAGGCUAAAGAUGGCCCUGGUGAUUCGCUGCAGUCGUAUCCUUCGUUCACCCGCUCCGACACCAAGGAGUCUAUCCGAUCUCUGCGAGGAUCAAUCCGGUCCAAGAUCCCCGGCGCGUCGCGGACGGACAGCCCCCGGGGAUCCACCGCGGGCCUGUCUCAGGUUGACAGUCAAACCGACCGGUCGGAUGCUGCGUCGGUCAAAUCCAACGGCAGCCAUUUACAACCGUCUCAGUCGGCAGAAGAUGGCACUGCGCCACAGCCCGACGCCCUCAACCCGCCCCCAUCUCCCUCCCUCUCCUCCAGCCUGAAGCGUGGCCACAAGGAUGUAGACGCCAUGCAGCAAAGUGGCGAGGUCGAUCAUGUCUCCGAUGCUCCGCCAACUGGCGCAGCACCGUCCGGUACGCCUCAGAAGGCGGGCGAGUCAAUUUUGAUCAAGCGAGCAAACCAGCUGAAUCCUAUCCUCGACUUCAUCUUGAAUGCGCCGCUGGAGCAACACGGGUCGCCCGGGAUGGGCAUGGGUGCCCUCAAGUCGAUCGAUCUGGAUGACAUGAUCUCACGCUUGCUGGAUGCAGGCUAUUCAACCAAGGUCACCAAGACUGUCUGUCUGAAGAAUGCAGAGAUCACGGCCAUCUGCUCGGCCGCCCGUGAGCUGUUCCUGUCUCAGCCCGCUCUCCUAGAACUGGCCGCGCCGGUCAAGAUCGUGGGUGAUGUCCACGGCCAGUACACCGAUCUCAUCCGACUGUUCGAGAUGUGUGGCUUCCCGCCAGCCUCCAACUACCUCUUCUUGGGCGACUACGUCGACCGCGGAAAGCAAAGUUUGGAGACCAUUCUACUGCUACUGUGCUACAAGCUGAAGUAUCCUGAGAACUUCUUUCUGCUCCGGGGUAAUCACGAGUGUGCCAACGUUACCCGUGUGUACGGCUUCUAUGAUGAAUGCAAACGGCGGUGUAACAUCAAGAUCUGGAAGACCUUUGUCGAUACCUUCAACUGUCUUCCCAUCGCCUCCAUUGUCGCCGGCAAGAUCUUUUGCGUUCAUGGCGGGUUGUCGCCCAGCCUGUCGCACAUGGAUGAUAUCCGUGGCAUCGCGCGUCCAACCGAUGUUCCGGAUUAUGGGUUGCUUAAUGAUCUCCUCUGGAGUGAUCCGGCUGACAUGGAGGAAGACUGGGAACCGAAUGAGCGCGGUGUCAGCUACUGUUUUGGAAAGAAAGUCAUCAUGAACUUCUUGCAGCGCCAUGAUUUCGACCUGGUGUGCCGGGCACACAUGGUUGUCGAAGAUGGCUACGAGUUUUAUCAAGAUCGCAUUCUCGUCACUGUUUUCUCUGCUCCGAAUUACUGUGGUGAAUUCGACAACUGGGGUGCAAUAAUGUCUGUUUCGGGCGAGUUGCUCUGCAGCUUCGAGUUGCUCAAACCUCUAGACUCUACAGCUUUGAAGAAUCAUAUCAAGAAAGGUCGCAACAAGCGAAAUAGCAUUCUCAGCAGUCCUCCUGCCGCGGUAUCUGCGCAAAGUUAUUAGACGCAUCAUUGCCAAGACUAUCAUUUGCAUUACUGCGACCGUUUCCUUAUCCGGAUAAGACUUCCCAAUAUCUGUGCGAUCUCUGCGCUCCAACCCCUCCUGUCCCAGGAUAUCAUCCCGGGAGGAGCUCACGCGCUCUUCAAUAAAUGGAGAAAAGCCGACCCUCGGGCCAAGGUUCUGCCUAGAGGACUCGAAAAACAAAUGGCUGUGGCCAGAUUGAAUACCGCCCGCAUGGGACGAGUGGUGGAAGAAAUCUUCUCUUCGCGAAGCGCCAUAACUGCGCAAGAGAGAGUUUCUGCUUGAAAGUCCAAAAGGCAAAUACAGGCCAUGGAAUCUUUUACUAUAACGAG
Penicilliopsis zonata CBS 506.65 is the source of this 2232-nucleotide messenger RNA. RefSeq lists its product as hypothetical. Bases 350 to 1882 code for a protein of 510 amino acids. NCBI's taxonomy places the organism in Eukaryota, Fungi, Ascomycota, Eurotiomycetes, Eurotiales, Aspergillaceae. The transcript has 4 exons. Gene Ontology annotation, molecular function: protein serine/threonine phosphatase activity. Gene Ontology annotation, cellular component: nucleus; cytoplasm. The record is from RefSeq and is a predicted model, not a curated record.